Messenger RNA from Phycodurus eques (leafy seadragon), 4744 nucleotides. It is a transcript of the gene ppp1r12c, whose product is annotated as protein phosphatase 1, regulatory subunit 12C. The transcript is spliced from 20 exons. The record is from RefSeq and is a predicted model, not a curated record. Gene Ontology annotation, biological process: signal transduction. Bases 140 to 2245 code for a protein of 701 amino acids. NCBI's taxonomy places the organism in Eukaryota, Metazoa, Chordata, Actinopteri, Syngnathiformes, Syngnathidae. Gene Ontology annotation, cellular component: cytoplasm. Gene Ontology annotation, molecular function: enzyme inhibitor activity; phosphatase regulator activity; protein kinase binding.
ACGAGCACGAGCACGAGCACUAGCCGAGGCUUCGUCCAGGUUCCGCAGUCAGGAAGUGAAAGUAUACGCAUGGAGGGUGUGUCUUUCCCUUCCUGACUAUGUUUAAUUUUUAAUAACACGGGCCUCCUUGGAUACAUUAAUGGGCGACUCGGCGAGGACCAAGCGGCGGGAGCAGCUAAAGCGCUGGGCGGGUUCCUGCACCGACAAAACGUCGGCCUUGCCCCGGCGGAGAUGGCGAGGCGACGCCGUAGAAAGAGGAACCGAGGAGCCGCAGGCCGAGCUGCGGCGGCCGCCAAGUGAGGAACCCGUUUCGAAGGGCGACGAAAGCAGCCCGCUCCUCAAGAGACGAAAAAGGGUGAGGUUUGACAGAGCUGCAGAGUUUCUGGCUGCGUGUGCCAGCGGGGACACAGAGGAAGCCCAAGUGAUGCUCCAAGAAGCCAAGGAGAUGAUGAGCAACAACAAAGAGGACGGGACAGAAAUUAUUAACUGCUCCAAUGCUGACGGAAUAACUGCAUUACAUCAGGCCUGCAUUGAUGGUAGCAUGGAGAUGGUCUCUUUUCUUCUGGAGCAUGGUGCCAAUGUGAACCAGGUUGACAGUGAGGGGUGGACAGCCCUGCACGUAGCUGCUUCCUGCGGCUACCGCGACAUAGCAGAUUUCCUUUUGCGGCAUGGUGCUUCUCUCUCUGCUGUCAACUGUGAUGGUGAUGUUCCUGUGGACAUCGCUCUGGACGAAACCACUGAGGCUCUUCUCCAGGAAUACACUCUAAGACAAGGUGUGGACUUGGAGGCAGUAAAGCGUGUAGAGGAGGAGCAUAUCACGACAGAUGCUCGGACCUGGCUGAGUGAGGGACCACCUGCUGACGUACGACAUCCCAGGACUGGAGCCACUCCUCUACACGUGGCUGCGGCCAAAGGCUACGUGGAAGCUCUCAAGCUACUGUGUCAGUGUGGGCUGGAUGUGUCUGCUAUGGACUUAGACGGGUGGACUCCUCUUCAUGCUGCUGCACACUGGGGUCAGGGGGAGGCCUGUCACAUUUUAGCUGAACAGAUGUGCAAUAUGGAAGCCCGCAGCAGCGCCGGUCAGACGCCUUUGGAUGUUGCAGAUGAAAGUGUGGAGGAGCUCCUGGAGGAUUUAGCUCAGAAACAAGCCAAUUGGCGUAACGAGCAGUCCAUACGAGAACGGCAAAACCAACAAGGUGCUACCGCUGUAAAUGCACAAAAUAAAAAACGGAGGAGCUCAGUGUGCAGGAUGAGCAGUAAAGACAAGCUGAACUUGCAGGACCAGUCUAAAGAGAGGGGUGUCUCGGGAGGCCUGGAGCUGAGCGAGGACAAGGAGAGCAGUCCCGAGAGUUCCACUGUGUCCAGUCCAGACACAGAGAGUGGGUUCACAUCUGCAGCCAGUCCAGCUGACAAGAAAUCAGACGAGAGAGGUGGGGAGGAAGAUAAGGAACAGGACAAGAGUGUUCGCACUGCUAGAGUCCAGCCAACGCCUCAUGCACGGGACAAUACGUCUGAGAGUCCCAGCACACCUACUACUGAGCGGCGCAAGUUUCAGGCACCAGUCAGAGAUGAGGAGUCUGAGUCUCAGAGGAAAGCUCGCUCUCGACUCUUGCGCCAGUCCCGCCGCUCGACUCAGGGUGUGACCCUAACAGACCUAAAGGAAGCUGAGAAGACUGUCUCUAAAGCUGCUGAUCCCCUGCCUCGUAACAUUCAGCCUGUCAGCCCCAUCAUCUCUUUCACGCCUGCUGAGAGGGAUACAGACCCAGUAAAACAGGAAGAGCCCGACGGAGACAAGCGUCUGGGAGUGAAGGACAGGAGGCGAGCGAGGAAAGAGAGGCGCUCCACCGGCAUCAUUCAGCCGGGCGGCGAGAAUGACGACGAGGAUUUGGAUGAUCCAAUAAAUAGCAACGCCUCCACUGCGAUCGGGUUGGGGAACGCUGACUAUAGGAUGCUCUACUUCCAGGUACUGCAGCAGAACCUGGCACUGAAGGACAAACUGCAGGAGAUGGAACUGCUGCUGAGCCAAAAUAAAGUGGACUUGGAGAGACUCAGACAGAAUCAAGAUGGCAGCACAGAGAGACCUGCCCUGUUGGAGCUGGAGAGAUUUGAGAAGUUGGCCCUCCAGAGGAGAGCAGUGGAACUGGAAGAAGACUUGAAGGUUCUGGGAGACCUGAAAGCAGACAACCAGCGGCUGAAGGAUGAGAAUGCUGCCCUCAUCCGAGUCAUCAGCAAACUCUCCAGAUGAAUCCUAAAAAAACCCUAAUCCUAAAAAAAAAACCUUAAUGUAUUACAGGGGAGUUGACUCACAUCUAUGUCAAACACAUCCAAGGGUAACUGAACAGAAUUUCAGGGCUAUUGCAGAAUCACUGUAUGACAAGCUGAAGUGCACCUUCUGUGGACUGGGGUGUGCUCCUGUUCACAUCCUCUUUUCUAUUCUGUUUUGUGGUUUUUGUUUUUAACUGGAACAUUUGAAAUACUUCGGUCCGUUUUUGUAUAAACGUGUGUUGAGAGACUAAAAGCCAUGCUGAAUAAUAUUUUUGACAUUUAGAAUGGGUGAAGAGAAGUACUGCUGUCGGUGAUUAGGAAAAGAACAAAUGGAAAUGUGCCAAAUCCUGCCCAAAUUUGAAUGAAUGUUGAGUGGACCGUGUUGUUCCUCAGAAUGGACCAAAUGUGUAAAUGUUUAGCUCAGUGUGUGUCUAUAAAUGGUGUACAGGCAAGAACAUUAGCAUUUGACAUCAUUGUCAUUUCAUAUUGAGUUGGAGGCUUCUGAAAACAACUUGGAAGCUAAGGACAACAGUCACCUUGUGAUGGAUUUCUACUGUUCAGUAGACAAGGCCAGAUGCAAGGCCUUCUACUGUUUACUGUACUGUCAUUUAAAGAAACAUUUCAUGUAAUACUGUGCCUUUCUGUGUUUUAUGGCAUAAUGUUAUGCACAAACAAUGAUUCUGACUUCUGUUGGUGCAAAUAAGUUCAUGAAAAACUGCCCCCCCCCCAAAAAAAAACAAGUCUUUCUUGUUUCUUGGGAGUUCUAAAACGUGUGUGUGCAGUUGUUCCAGUCAAACCACGUUAAGAGUCCAAGCUGAGCAAAAUCUUUAUUGACCAAGAAUAAUCACAAAUGAUAUCAUGUACAACCCCACCAGCAUGCCAGUGAUUUCAUAGAAACUAUACAAUGUGAAGGAAUGUAUGGCGCAGGAAUACAUAGCUUAUGUUAAAACAACAAAGAAGCUACAUCCAAAUGCUCAGUUCAUUUAGGGUUUGUGUUACCAGUCAUUUCUUCCAAAACAGUCUUCAUAUGAAUUACUGAGUUAAGUGGUAUGACCCUUGUCACUGUGUUUAAAAAAAAAAAAAGCUAGCAGCUGAUACUACUGCCAUCAGCAGCAGACACCGCCAGCUCAGGUGGUGUUGCAGGGAGCACGUGUACAUUAAGGCAAAUGAGGACCACCACCAAAGCAAACGAGAGAAACAUUUGUGAGUUUUCUUUACGUGAGCAUUUGCGAUAAGGCCACAGGCUUCUUAUUUUCUCCAAUUCUGAACAUUCAUGACCCUGCAAUUAUAAGGGUUGAUUUGGGGCGCAUUGGCCGGGUGCCCAGCCAACAAGUUACCUGUCAAAUCAAUCUCUACUUCAACAGGGCUACGGGUGGGUGUUACAUUGAUAGCGAAGUGAGCCCUUGACUUGUCAGGCUACCUGGCACCAAACUCCACCCGGGGCAGUUUUUGAUGACCAAUAUUCUUGAGCAACACUUCCCAUUUUAAGAGGGGGCGUAUGACUACAUGUAGAGCAGCUCUGAAUGAAGGCAGGUAUUGGUCAUUAUAUCAAAAGACAGCAAGCACGUGGACAACGGAAUGAUGGAUGUGGUGGGGAGACAGCUGAUUAUCAGUGAUGUCGACACAGUCACAGUCACACAACCAGUGAUACAACUAGAUAGAAAGGCAAACUAAGCUGAUUGUACACUUGCUUUAACCAUGUACUUCAUUGGGAGGAAGACACCAUUCUGAAGAAGCAGAUCUUGAUUUCGACCCGCAAAAUGAACAGAGAGGAGUAAAGCUGGGGGGAAGGUUUGAGGUUCCAUCAAACAAAGCUUAAUGAGGUGAUGUGAUUGGAUGGUUGCUUGAAUGGACGGGGGAAAGUGCUGCUACUGAUGCUAAGAAUGUGAGGACUGUCAAGAGUGUUAAGCAGAUACAGACAUAAAGGCAUGAAGAAAUUAAAUGUAUGACAGUAUUUAUAAAAAAAAAAAAAAGGCCCAAAUGGCGGAAGGAGACUGCAGUAUUGGGUGUCGGUGCAGCGGGCGUCUCGUGACACACAACUGGUAGACAUCUUUGACUCGCCACCCACUGAAAGGCCGCUUAGUCUUUCCAGUCUUUCUUGAUGUUGAGGUUCCACUCCCAACUCAGGUGGUCGUGCUUGUCGUCAUCAGUAAAUUUGGAUUUGAUGACGUAGUUGCCGCGGGCCAUUAGGCCUUGAGGAGCCUCCUCCACGGUGGUCAGAAAGUCAUAUGCAGCAGGGCGGGGCCCAUAGCUGCCCACCAUGUAGUCAGAUUUGUCAACUGCAGACACAGAUCAAAGUGGAUUACAAGGGAAAGUGACGGGGUGUAAUACAGCGGUUGAAAUAAUAAUGAUUUUCAUGCCCAGUUAUACUGUAGUUCAUACAGCCGUUAGCACAUUCCUAACAGUAAACGUUUUAUCUUGGCAAUCAUUUUAGAAGACAGUGCACUAUGUGACGUCGGGCAGCUACGCCUGAGCGAUC